CAAUGAGGCCUGACAGGAUUGAAGAGCAUCACUUUGCAAUUAUGGAGAUGCAUUGUUUGUCAAGAAAUAUGAAGAUCUGGUAUUAUUAUAGCUGCUGCAGGUUGAGUAUAGGCUUAGUGUUGAUGCAGGGUGGAUUCCAGGUUACCUCAGCAAAGGGUCCGAGGUUUUUUGACUGGGGGGUGUAUAUGCGCACUGACCACCCUUGCGUCUUUGAAGUGCACGCUGCCUUUUUCUCCCGCUGACUGCGACAGAUCACAUCCCUUCAACUUCACCUAUAGUUUUCUAGUCGAUAUAUCUUUGAAUUAUACCUUGAUACAAGCGGCGCUAUGGGUAGUCCGUACCACGUCUCCCGAUGUGCCUCCCACCUUCUCUCCUGCGAUGAAGCUUCUAUUGAGUUCCAAGCGAUUUCUCUCAUUGCGGAGUCACUUGCCCAUCCUCAGAGAGCUCUUCUCAGUGCUUUUGUACAGCAGGCUGUCGAUAAAGAAUCCGCGGCUCGUUUCAUCCUCAAUGAUGUUGUUGGACACAACAAAGCCACGGUUGCUGAAUUCUUAGCUGAUUGGAUCAGUCUCCUGCGGAGGGUACGCCCGAUUGUUUGCGAGAAUUUGGACCCGUCACUCAGACGGAGCAUAUGGCGGAGAGAUGGAGGCAGAUGCUGUAUCUCGAAGGCCGAUGAAGAUCCAUUGCCUAUUCAUAUAGUAUCUCCUACUCUCUUUCAAGAUGGAGACAUGGUCCAAGAUGGGAGGCUUUACACCAUGCUCGCAGUGUACAUUGGACGAUCGAAGUUGGAAUCUCUGAGAUCGCUCUUAGAUCAAAAUUCUGACUUUUCUGGCUAUGAUCCUUCCGAUCAGCUGAUGCUGUUGUCGUCGCAAAUGCUUGCAGAUUUCGCAAAUGGAAGGCUUUCCCUGAAGGCUGAUCCGCUGGGAGCUACGAGCAACUCAGCCCAGUACUUUGUGAAAACGAACAUUUUUAUUCCGUCUAUACGAGUCGACGUUUUUCCUCUCAUAAGACUGGAGAACAGGGCUAUGGAUACCUCGUCUCUCCCAAAUCCGCAACUUAUUGAAGCACACCAUCGAUUCGCACUAGCUUCGGCAUGGCUGGAAGUGUUUGACUAUAUGAAACAAAGUUGCAGCUCCUCAUGCAGCUUAACAUCACAGGACCAGACCAGCUUAGCUAGGAAGGCUCCAGCGAAGAGAAGUUGGUUUCGACGGUGCAUCCAACCUGUAUAUCCAAUACUCCAACACCUGUGGUUGCAAACGCCCGUGUCUCUUCGAGCAACUGCCUACGAGUGCCUAGCAUCGCUUGGACAACAGUUCUGUGGAGACACUGGUUCCGACCGGAUUCACCAAUUGCCUUUCAAUCUCUACCUGCGAAAAACACAUCAAGACUGGGCACUGAGACACCAAGCAGAGCUUCGAUCACUCCAAAUCGUUCAGACAUACACGCAUAUUCCCGCACCAAAGGGGAUAGACGCGAUUCAGCACCGUGGAUCAUCGUAUCUCCUCAUGACCGGUCUCCAUGGAUGCGGUAUAGGGCAAAGGCUGUCUACCAUGACUGAUAGACAACUGGACGAAGCUGCAAAAGACCUCAAGGACUAUCUUGCUGAAUUGCGGCGUAUUCCUAACAAUACCGGUUCACGAUUCUGCAUUUGUAAUCCACUGGGUGGUGGCAUUUUGGAUUGGCGAAUCAGUGACUCCCAACGCAAGCAAUUGCGAUUCCACGAGGAGACCGAAUUCAAUCAAUUCUUGACGACCGAUCUUCCUCUUGACGAAGAUGCAUGGAGGCAGAUUUCGAAGUCGCACGGCGUGAAGCACGACAUUGUCUUCACCCACGCAGAUCUCAAUCUCAGGAAUAUCCUUGUCGAUGAGAUGGGGAGGAUCUCGGGCAUAGUGGAUUGGGAAUGUGCAGGAUGGUAUCCCGAGUAUUGGGAACACUCCAAGAUGCAUUUUACUGUUCGACAUACCCCUCGGUGGAUUGCAGAUGUUGUCGAUCAAAUCUUUCCGGCUUACCGCGACGAGUUGAACGUGGAGAACAUGCUGUCCGGCAUGGUACCGUCAUGGUGAUCAGGCGUAUACCUCAAGUUCUCCAUUAAUGUGCGAAAUACUAUGCGUUAGAGAGAUGCAGGGUCCUGUCACGAUCGUGUGGUCGCCGCCGCAAUAUCCAUAACGUCAUAUCUCGGGCAGAAGUCGGAAGAGAGGAGGAAAUUGAGGAGGAGCCCAGGGGAUGAAAGUGGAGUGGG
Messenger RNA from Macroventuria anomochaeta, 2236 nucleotides. RefSeq lists its product as uncharacterized. The coding region runs from base 327 to 2060 and encodes 577 amino acids. NCBI's taxonomy places the organism in Eukaryota, Fungi, Ascomycota, Dothideomycetes, Pleosporales, Didymellaceae. The transcript is spliced from 4 exons. The record is from RefSeq and is a predicted model, not a curated record.